UCGGACGGCGGCGCUUGGUGCAGCCCGGGAGAACCAGGUCAUCGGUCUGUUCCCGUGAAAACAAAAACAAUCGGCGGCGCCGCUUCGGCCACCCGAACGCCCGGAGCAGGGUCCUGGGACGCGAGUCGGGGGAGGGGCGAGCAGGAGCGGCGGCGACGCUCGGGGGGCGAGGCGGGGGGGAGAUUUGCCGGAGCGUCAUGGGGCCGGCGGGAGCAGGCUGCGCUGGGCUCCCCUGGCGCCGCGGCUAGCGCUCUUGUCGCUUCGGCUACUUCAGCCCCCCGCGCCGCACGCCUGGGGGACGAGGAGGAGGACGCGGCCUCGGCCGGGCCCGGGCCGAACGGCUGCGGAGACCCGGGCGCCGGGGAGCCGAGCGCCGCCGUCGCCGCCGCCUCCGGGAUGGAUCAAUGCGUGACGGUGGAGCGCGAGCUGGAGAAGGUGCUGCACAAGUUCGCGGGCUACGGGCAACUGUGCGAGCGCGGCCUGGAGGAGCUGAUCGACUACACGGGCGGCCUGAAGCACGAGAUCCUGCAGAGCCACGGCCAAGAUGCAGAAUUAUCAGGGACACUUUCACUUGUUUUGACACAGUGCUGUAAAAGAAUAAAGGAUACUGUUCAGAAAUUGGCUUCGGAUCACAAAGACAUUCACAGCAGUGUUUCUCGGGUUGGAAAAGCUAUUGACAAGAAUUUUGAUUCUGACAUUAGCAGUGUAGGAAUUGAUGGCUGCUGGCAGGCAGAUAGCCAAAGGCUUCUCAAUGAGGUGAUGGUGGAACACUUCUUUCGACAAGGAAUGCUGGACGUAGCUGAGGAGCUCUGCCAGGAAUCUGGUCUUUCUGUAGACCCAAGUCAAAAAGAACCAUUUGUGGAGCUAAAUAGAAUAUUAGAAGCAUUAAAAGUCAGAGUUCUGAGACCUGCUCUCGAAUGGGCAGUGUCAAAUCGCGAAAUGCUCAUUGCCCAGAACAGUUCCUUGGAAUUUAAGCUACACAGACUGUAUUUUAUUAGCCUGUUAAUGGGUGGAACUACAAAUCAACGAGAGGCAUUACAAUAUGCUAAAAAUUUUCAGCCAUUUGCCCUAAAUCAUCAAAAAGACAUUCAGGUUUUGAUGGGGAGUCUUGUGUACCUGAAGCAAGGAAUUGAGAACUCACCCUACGUUCACCUGCUUGAUGCAAACCAGUGGGCUGACAUCUGUGACAUCUUCACACGCGAUGCCUGUGCCCUCCUGGGGCUCUCUGUGGAGUCCCCUCUCAGUGUCAGUUUCUCAGCAGGUUGUGUAGCGCUGCCAGCUUUGAUUAAUAUCAAAGCCGUCAUCGAACAGAGGCAGUGCACUGGAGUUUGGAACCAGAAAGAUGAAUUACCUAUUGAAGUGGACCUUGGUAAAAAGUGCUGGUAUCACUCAAUAUUUGCUUGUCCCAUUCUUCGUCAACAAACAACAGAUAACAACCCACCCAUGAAAUUGGUCUGUGGUCAUAUUAUUUCGAGAGAUGCCCUGAAUAAAAUGUUUAAUGGUAGCAAAUUAAAGUGUCCAUAUUGUCCAAUGGAACAAAGUCCAGGAGAUGCCAAACAGAUAUUUUUCUGAAGAAAUAACUUUAGUUUGCAAUUUGUAAGUGAAACUGAAUUAUGGGCGCAUUUCAGAAGAGAAUGUUCCAUUUAAUGCAGCUAACCAAGGACUCCCGUGUUUAUAUAAGCUAAUGCUCCAGAAACUUUGCCAACACUUUAGUCAACACACACUGAGGGGGUGCUCCAGAUGAAUCUUAUCAUAGGGCUUUAUUAUAUUCUUGGUCUUCAUUUCUGAUCAAGUAAAUACACCAGCACUUGUCAUUCAAUGCAGGUUUUUAUACUUAAUUACAUGGUAAUUUUUUUACUUUUUAAGAGCAGAAACAGAAAUUGACCCUCCCCACCAUGUGUUCAAUAUUUCUCCUGCUUUCACUUUUCGUCAUGUUCUUGAUCAUUGUAAGCUUUGAGAACAUUUGUGAAAGUUUUAUUUCUGUGAUGUGUACAUAAUUAAAUGAAAAUUCUUCAGAUAAAAAGGAAUUGUGGUUCUAAAACUAAUUUGCAUUUUUCUUUACUUAAGGAAGAAAGCUGUGAUAGAUUCCAAAUUUGCUUUUUGGUGUUUUCCUCUGCUCCAGCUCUCACUGAGACACCGGCACCGCCUGCAUUUGCGCUCUCUCUGUAGCCCCUGUUUACCAUUUCAUCAUGAAUUUGGCAGGCUGAGGUGACAAGUCUUCCGCUGUAACAGAGUGGAAUGAGUACCAUUGUUUCUUUGCUUUUAUUGCCAAGAGGUGUUUGUUUUU
Messenger RNA from Chrysochloris asiatica (Cape golden mole), 2287 nucleotides. RefSeq names its product required for meiotic nuclear division 5 homolog A (S. cerevisiae) (gene RMND5A). The transcript has 9 exons. The record is from RefSeq and is a predicted model, not a curated record. The coding region runs from base 397 to 1572 and encodes 391 amino acids. Gene Ontology annotation, biological process: proteasome-mediated ubiquitin-dependent protein catabolic process. Gene Ontology annotation, molecular function: ubiquitin protein ligase activity; protein binding. Gene Ontology annotation, cellular component: GID complex; cytoplasm; nucleus. Lineage: Eukaryota; Metazoa; Chordata; Mammalia; Afrosoricida; Chrysochloridae.